Messenger RNA from Pungitius pungitius (ninespine stickleback), 3673 nucleotides. It is a transcript of the gene phf14, whose product is annotated as PHD finger protein 14. Gene Ontology annotation, biological process: regulation of transcription by RNA polymerase II. The record is from RefSeq and is a predicted model, not a curated record. The transcript has 18 exons. The coding region runs from base 90 to 2966 and encodes 958 amino acids. Lineage: Eukaryota; Metazoa; Chordata; Actinopteri; Perciformes; Gasterosteidae.
AAUACGUCACAGCUGUGUUUUUCAUUGUCCACAUAACAUGGUGCUAAAGGGAAACCUGUCUUGUUCAUUGUAGUAAAUACCAACUACAAAUGGACCGCAGUGUGAAGCGCCGGCAGGUGAAGCCCCUCGCUGCCUCUCUCCUCGAUGCCUUGGACUAUGACAGCUCUGACGACAGUGACUUUGAAGUGGGAGAUGCUUCAGGUUCGGACGGCACGGGCAACAACAGCGACGAGGAAGGGUCCAAAGCCAGCGCCGCGGGUUCAGGGAGUGACUCGGACAACAACGCCGUUUCUGCAGACAACGGCAUCGACGAAGACGAGGCCAAAGACCUCGCGGCCGAGGACAACCUGACGGAAGACGAUCGGAAGCCCAAAGAACAGGCGUCCUCGGACAGCUCCACCAAAGACCCCCCCGCCACCGACCCCCCCAAAGGGCGGCGCAGGAGCAAGAAGGUGUCCGAGUCCGAACCAGCCGCUGAGGCCUGCACGGAACCCACCUCGACGUCUGGGGGCGGCGGCGUGGACGCAGAGGAGCCUCAGGCCGAGCCCAAGAAAUGGAAUUUCCGCAGGAACCGGCCCCUGUUGGACUUCACCACGAUGGAGGAACUGAACGAGAUGGACGACUACGACAGCGAGGACGACAACGACUGGAGACCCGCGGCAGGAAAGAAAAAGGGCAAAGCCGGCGCUCCGAAAGAAGGCGCCGAGGAGGAGGAAGAGGAGGAGGAGGAGGAGGACGGGGGCAGCGCCAGCGAGGACGACGAUGACGACGACAACGAUGACGACGACAACGACGGCGAAGAGGAUGAAGAUGAUGACAAGGAGGACGGGGAUGACACCAACACUACCACCACCAACACUACCACCACCCCCACCACCACCAACAACAACAACAACAACAACAACAGCAGCAGUGAGAGUGACAAAGAUGUGAAAAAGCCCAAGAAGAAACCCAAGAGCACCAACGCUUUUGAUGAAGAGCUGACGAACGACAGCAUGUCCCAGGGAAAGGGCAAUGAGGAUGCAUUGCUGGAGCGGUCCCAGACCUGGAACACGCAGCACAUCCUCAUCUGCUGCGUGUGUCUGGGAGACAACAGCGAGGACGCAGACGAGAUCAUCCAGUGUGACAACUGUGGGGUCACUGUGCACGAAGGAUGUUACGGCGUGGACGGCGAGAGCGACUCCAUCAUGAGCUCCGCCUCGGAGAACUCCACGGAGCCGUGGUUCUGCGACGCCUGCAAGAACGGCGUGACCCCGAGCUGCGAGCUGUGCCCCAACCAGGACGGCAUCUUCAAAGAGACGGACGCCGGCAGAUGGGUGCAUGUGGUCUGUGCGCUUUACGUUCCCGGAGUAGCAUUUGGAGACAUCGAUAAGCUGCGACCGGUAACGCUCACAGAGAUGAAUUACUCAAAAUAUGGGGCCAAGGAGUGCAGCUUCUGCGAGGACGCCCGCUUCGCUCGAACCGGCGUGUGCAUCAGCUGUGAUGCAGGAAUGUGCCGUUCUUACUUCCAUGUCACCUGUGCACAGAGGGAGGGGCUGCUGUCUGAGGCCGCAGCAGAGGAGGAGAUUGCCGAUCCGUUCUUUGCGUACUGCAAACAGCAUGCAGACCGCUUUGACAGGAAGUGGAAACGGAAGAACUAUCUGGCCUUACAGUCGUACUGCAAAGUCUCUCUGCAGGAGAGGGAGAAACAGCUGACCCCGGAAGCCCAGGCCCGAAUCACUACGCGCCUGCAGCAGUACAGGGCCAAAGCAGAGCUGUCCAGGAACACCCGACCUCAGGCCUGGGUACCCCGGGAGAAGCUGCCGCGACCCCUGACCUCGAGCGCCUCGGCCAUCCGGAAGCUGAUGAGGAAAGCUGAGCUGAUGGGCAUCAGCACGGACAUCUUCCCCGUGGACACGUCCGAUGCCAACGCCAGCCUGGACGGACGCAGGAAGCACAAGCAGCCCGCCCUCACAGCCGACUUUGUCAACUACUACCUGGAGCGGAACAUGCGAAUGAUCCAGAUCCAGGACAACAUCUCGGAACAGAAGAACUUAAAAGACAAGCUGGAGAGCGAGCAAGAGAAACUGCACGUGGAGUACAACAAGCUCUGCGAGUCCCUGAAGGAGCUGCUCAACGUGAACGGGGAGCUGCGGAGUGAAGGCCAGGCCAUGUGGACUCUGCUGGGGGGCAUUCUGGGCCAGAAACUGAACACCCCAGCUGUUCUGAAAGCCCCUAAAGAGAGGAAGCCCAGCAAGAAGGAGGGAGGAUCCCCCGGGAAAUCAUCCAGCCUGCCAGCAAUCCUCUACAGUUGUGGAAUCUGUAAGAAGAACCAGGACCAGCACCUGCUGGUGCUGUGCGACACCUGCAAGCUGUACUACCACCUGGGCUGCCUGGAGCCACCGCUCACACGUAUGCCCAAGAAGACCAAGAACAGCUACUGGCAAUGCUCCGAGUGUGACCAGGCCAGCAGCGACGAGGCCGACAUCGCCAUGGAGACGCUCCCGGACGGCACCAAGAGGUCCAGGAGGCAGGUCAAAGGGCCGAUCAAGUUCAUCCCGCAGGAGAUGUCGCCGGAGCCCAAGAAACAUCAGAGAACCAGAGGGCAGAAGAGGAAGAGGGUUCCGAUGGGUGAAGACAGAGAAGAUAAAGCCGAGGAACCGCUGCCACGGGAACGCCGACAACGGCAAUCUGCAAUGCAGAAGAAACCCAAAGCUGACGACACGAGGACCGAGUGCACAACCUGCAGCGGACCGGGCGACAACGAGAACCUCGUGAGGUGCGACGAGUGCCGACUCUGCUACCACUUCGGGUGUCUGGACCCCCCGCUGAAGAAAUCGCCCAAGCAGACGGGAUACGGCUGGAUCUGCCAGGACUGUGACAAGGAGGAAGAGGAGGAGGAGGAGGAGGAAGAGGAGGAGGAGGAGCAGCUGGAUGAAGAUGGCGCUGUUAAAGAGGAAACAGCAGAGCAGGAGAUUCCAAACUGAACCUGAGCAAGCGGACACGAACGCACCAUCCGAGGCUUCACCUCCAGUCUUAGCAUUUCCGUUCAGACUAUGGCACACGUAACUUUCGACUAGCCUCCCAAAGUUCUAGAGAGCCAGCAGUUAGCUCCCACCACACAUAGUGUAGAAAGCAGAGGUGGACUUAAGAGAACACCAUUUAUUAAUUUGAAAUGUUUGGAUCCAAGGGAAGAGUUUGUACUUUUUAUGAGUGAUGGAGCACAGACGGACACAUUUCAGACAUCUUCCCAAAGCAGCCCACGAAAGCAUCCACCCGGGGGGGGGGGGCACACACACGAUGCUUCUUCUACCGGCUGCCGACCCCGAGCACCCUGACGUGUCUAUGGCACUUUCCACGCAAUCUAUUUUCAUACACUAAUGCUGAUCGGCCGCUGUGUCCAAACCGAGUAUCCUCAGUGAUGAAGGGAGCACAGUGGGGUCCAAAGACAACGUCUCUGUCCCCUUGCUGAGGACGCUGCCGUCCGCAGUGAAGCGUCCUUUCAUCUUCUUUGCACACUUUUCACCGGAGGAUUUUAUUUUUAUAUUUCAUGCCUAUUCUCUUUCUUCCCCCAUCUAAAAUAUGAAACUCAUUAAUUGCUCAGUCGUUUACGGUUAAGUGAAGUAUUGCGUCUGUUUUUUGUGUUAAAAAGAAACAAAUUUUAAUCUUUCAUUUACAGUAUCUUUAAGCACUA